GAGGCCCACACGCUUUCUUCUUCCUGCUCUGAAAGAGCUCCGCCCAGCCUCCGGAAAUUACGUCAGAGUCAUCCCUAACACCCUCCUCCCUCCCUCCCCUUCUCUUGUUAGCAUUAGUCCUGCCUCUCUAGGAAGAAGCAGAGCUCGCUUGUCCUUGGAGGACCCGGGGGACGAAAAGGGCGCCCUUCCUUCUUCCUGCAAAGCCUUGAAAGACAAGGAUCCCAGGGAAGAAAAACCCCGUUUAGGAACUGGAAAAAAGGUACCAGGGGUAGUUUUCCAGGUGGUAAGCUCCAGGCGAAUGUUUAGACUGCUGCAGUAGAUUCUAGCAUUUCCCACGAUUUCAGGCUAGUAUUGUCCGAGGAUGAAAAUGGAGACCCGAGAAGACCUUACAAGUCAUAAAUCAAAGCAGGUGUCAUGGGAAGUGAGAGGGAGCUGCCAUGUUGGGACAACGGAGGCAUUCCUGCCAAGGAGACCAAUGGAGGUGAAACAGGAGCCCGACAAAGACCCGCUUCAGCAGUGGGAAACCCAAUGGCAGGAGUUCCUGAAGAGCCUGGAAGGCCCUCACCCAAACUGGCGCACCUCUCAGUCGAGGGAGGAGCCGUGGGACGACGCCAAAGCCUUCCUGGCCUCCUUUGAGCAAGUGGCCCAAGCCUGCCGGUGGCCCAAGGAAGAGUGGGUGCCCCAGCUCCUGCCAGCAUUGAGCGGAGAGGCCAAGCGGGCCUUCACUAGCCUGGAGGCCAAAGGCAGGGAGGAUUAUGGGAAAGUGAAGGCUGCCAUCUUGCACAGGGAUGCCAUGUGGCAAGAGGAACAGCGGCAGUGUUUCCGGCGUUUCCGCUACCGAGAGGCCGAGGGGCCGAGAGCCGCUUAUGGCCAGCUCCAGGAACUGUGUUGCCGGUGGCUGAAAGCUGAAAGGCAUUCGAAGGAGCAGAUCUUGGAGCUGCUGAUCUUGGAGCAGUUCUUGGCCGUCCUGCCUCCAGAGAUAGAGGCCUGGGUCAAGGAAUGUGGUCCAGAGACUUGCUCCCAGGCAGUGGCCUUGGCGGAGGACUUCCUCCUGAAGCAGCGACAGCGAGAGUCCAGGUGUCAGGCAAGCCAGGUGCCGUUAGAGGAAGAGGAGACGGUGGGUUCCCCUGAAGGUGGCCAAGCCCUGCCUGAGACGGAGCAGAAGGAGUUUAGUGUGGAGACCAAACAGGAAGAUGACGAUGGGGAUACUGGACCCUUGGGCGAUGAAAGGAAAAGUGAGAAUGAGAGGCAACCAGGUGAAGAUUCCCCAGGAAGAACAGAGAGUGAAGCAUUAAAGGAGAAUUUUUGUAGCCAAGAUGGGGCUGUGAGCCAAGGCGGAAGCCACACGAAAGAGCCGGAAGCCAAAUCCUUCCCCUUUCAGGUGGGAGACUCCCACAAAAUCUCAAUGCAGCAGGAAAGCGAGGAGGAAAAAAAGGGGACCGCUUUCUCCAGUGUUCUUAGUAGACGUCGCCCUGAGAAUGAAUCAGAUUUAAUGUUUGCAAAGACAUUAAAUCAGAGUGGAAAGCUGAAUGAAUGUGAAACUCUUUAUGAAGGGACAAGUUCCAACAUAUACCUGAAUCAAAGUAUUCCUGCAGAUAGGAGACAGUGUAUGAAUUCGGAUCUUGGUAAGAUGAACCAUCCAAGGAUCCCAAAAGGGAAGAAGCUGUUUAAAUGUUUGGAGUGUGGGAAAUGCUUUGGUCGGAGUACACACCUUACUUCACAUAAGAUAAUCCACACCGGGGAGAAGCCAUAUCAGUGCUUGGAGUGUGGGAAAUGCUUUGGUCGGAGGGCCCAUCUCAAGAAACACCAGAAGAUUCACACCGGGGAGAAGCCCUAUAAAUGUAUAGAGUGUGGAAAGAGUUUCAGUGACCAGUCCACCUUUGUCAGACAUAAGAGAAUCCACACUGGGGAGAAGCCGUAUCAGUGCUUGGAGUGUGGGAAAUGCUUUGGUCAGAAGGCCAACCUCUGGUCACACCAGAAGAUUCACACUGGGGAGAAGCCGUAUCAGUGUUUGGAGUGUCGGAAAUGCUUUGGUUGGAGUCGCUCUCUGAAGUCACACCAGAAAAUUCACACUGGGGAGAAGCUUUAUAAAUGUACCGAGUGCAGAAAGAGUUUCAGUGACCGGUCCACCUUUGUCAGACAUAAGAGAAUCCACACCAGAGGGAAACCAUACUUCUAAUUAGAUUGCAGAAAGAGUUACAGCCUGAGAAUCCAUGGCAAGAGAAGAUGCCGCACGAAAAUCAGCAUUUGCUGAAUGUCAGCAUGGCUGUGUUAGUCUUUUCACCGAAUGCAAUGAACAGUCUUGUGGCAUCUUAAAAAGGAAUACCCUAUUCCAGGCACCCUCAGGUUUGAAGAAAUAAUGAACAAAUUCCUGUAUACACGGCACAUAUCUUAAUUGAAUAAAAGAAAAUAAAUUUCUUGUCACUGUA
Anolis carolinensis (green anole) is the source of this 2429-nucleotide messenger RNA. RefSeq names its product zinc finger protein 391-like. The record is from RefSeq and is a predicted model, not a curated record. Bases 362 to 2179 code for a protein of 605 amino acids. Gene Ontology annotation, biological process: regulation of transcription by RNA polymerase II. Gene Ontology annotation, molecular function: RNA polymerase II cis-regulatory region sequence-specific DNA binding; DNA-binding transcription factor activity, RNA polymerase II-specific. The transcript has 4 exons. Lineage: Eukaryota; Metazoa; Chordata; Lepidosauria; Squamata; Anolidae. Gene Ontology annotation, cellular component: transcription regulator complex; chromatin; PcG protein complex.